This is a messenger RNA of Phytophthora nicotianae INRA-310, 2967 nucleotides long. RefSeq lists its product as hypothetical. The transcript is spliced from 3 exons. The coding region runs from base 1 to 2967 and encodes 988 amino acids. The record is from RefSeq and is a predicted model, not a curated record. Lineage: Eukaryota; Oomycota; Peronosporomycetes; Peronosporales; Peronosporaceae.
AUGGACCGAUCUGUCUCCGCUUCUCUCGCUGCGUUGCCGUCUUCGAGGUCGCACUUACUUCCCGUGAAGGUUCGGAAGCCGAUAAUCGACCGCACAACGUCGCUGCCGUCGUCACCCCAAGGUAACCAGCAGAGUCACAAGCGGCCGUUAACGUUAAAUUCUCCCAAUGCAAGUUCCAAGCGCCCACCUUUGCUGGUUGACACAAGAAGUCCAUCAGCAGUCGGUGACAAUAGCCGUCGUAAAGCGAGACCUAGUACAGCAGCUGUCACUCUCUCGUCUACCGAGAUACUCAACAAGAUCAUCGGCACGCCGGAAGAUGCGGCGCUACAGCAACAGACUCGACCGGAAAGCGCACCAAUUGCAUCCAGACGAGCUAGUAGUGGCGCGCAAUCAAUUGCUCCUCUCAAGGUCAACAGCGCUUGGUCAGCAUCGCCGUCUUCGUCGGUCUCAUCGUCUCGCUGUGCUGGGUGUGGAGGGUUUGCAGAGAUGUGUUUGUCGUGUUUUACGCAGUUUAAACAACAGGAUGGAGCACGGUACAAGACGCAGUUGGUACAGGCAGUGGAUUCGCUGUUCGCCAAGGCUACGACACGAGCUUUUCGACGCAUGGCAGCGGUGGUGGUGCAGUGGGUGUUCCAAGCGUGGAAAGCUGCUGUUAGGAGAGCCAAAUGGAAGACUCAACUCACAGUCAGGAUGCUGCAGAAGCAGCGCAUGCGUCAGCUCUGGAAAUCAUGGCAGAUCUUUAUCUACGAGCGACGAAUUAUUGGAGCCAUGCUGUACGCUGAGUCGCAGCAACGCGAGACCAAAGAGAAGGCGCAUGAGGUAGCUAAGCUGCACGGAGAUGGCUUCGAACGUGAGUCUGCUGCUCGUGUGCACGAAGCCAUGCAACGAGAGAUCGUCCAGAAGCUGGAAGCACAACUCGCAGCGUUGAAGAAGUCGAUGCAGGCCAAAGACCGCGAACUAAGAGACCUGCGUAGAGAACUUCGAGAGAAACACGCGCUCGUCAACGUGUUGCAGGCACAGGUCGUGAAUCCGCAAGAAGUGGAACGACUGCGUGUGGAGAGCACCGAGUAUAAGAAGGCGAGCUUCCAGCUUGUAGCUGCACUGACACAGUCGAUGGAGACGCAGCUCGAAGUUCUGAGUACAAGUGAAGGCCGACAGAACCUCAGCGACAUCUUCACGCGAGACUUAACGCAGUCACUUGACAAGCCGGAGCAUUCAUCGUUCUACAACCCUCUGGUCGACAUGGAAGCGGCAGAGGCAAGUAACGAGAAGCCUACAAGUUUCGUGCUGGCGUACGAGGCGCCAGUGGAUCGAGCUGAAGCGAUUCUGACGCAGUGGGUGAACUCUCUUAUCGCCCGACAACCUCCAGAUUGGCUGUCAGUGCCUCGUAUGCAGAACUUCCACUCCAGUCUGACUGACGGAAAAUUGUACGCCGUGGUGACCAAGUUGCUGCAUGCUGCCAUGUGCCGAACUCGCCUCCGACGACCUGCUGGCGGCACUGCGUCUCGACUGGAAGCCACGUCCGUGUUGCGUGAGAACGGCGAGGAUCUGACGGAGAUCAGCAUGGAGAGAUACUUGGAGCAUAUUCGACACGAAACAAGCAUCGAGAAGCGACUGGAAGUCAUGAUUAACACACUGGGUCAGGCUAUGUGGCUACCUCUCGGACUCCUCAACGCCAAGGACAUCCGAGCAGGUCACGUGGAGUUCAACUUUGCAGCGCUCACCUACCUCUUCGUCACGUUCUCGCCGUGUCUUGCGCCAGACUACUAUUCGUUGUGUACUGAGUUGACGCAACAAUUGGAGGACGUCAAGACCAAGUGGCAAGAGCUUCAAGGUGAUGGUACGGUUGCUACAGAUCCAACGACAGGAGAGGAACUGUCUUUGAGUAUGCAAGUGAAGCUGGCGCUAUCGCAGACGCUGGAACUCAAGCGACGGAUUGAUACUGAAGACCUUAAGUCGCGAGAAGGCCAUGCACUCUGGGUCAAGGCUGAGCGCAUCGUGAUGCGGAAAUGCUUCCUGUCCUACGCUCGACUAGCACGAGGUAAAACGGGUGUGUUAACCAAGACAGAUGCGUCCUUACGCGACGAGAACGAGGCGUUCGCGAAGCUCCCCAAGCACAAGCUUCAGGACUUGGCACUGCCGUAUGAAGAUUUUAACUGGGAGGCCAAGCUGCUGCAGAGUUAUCUAGUCACGAUCUACUGUGACCUCGCGCGGAUUUACCGAGGGUAUGCUACUCGAUCGGGCGGCACUAGUAACACGAUCAACGUUGGAGUUUUCAUCGAGUUGUUGACUGAGUGCCACGUGCUGGAAGGCAACAUGACCAACGCUGACCUGCAGAACAUUAUCCGUGCAUUGGAUCCAAAGACCAAAACUGUGAACGCACACCGCGCGUUGCCGCCCAUGGAGUUCUUGGAAGCGCUGGUCCGAGUUGGACGCAAGAAAUAUCCCGUCGAGACCAACCGCGUGACGAUCUCCGAAGCUUUUUGCUUGCUAGUGGACAACUUCAUUCUGCCUUUUGCCUUCCGUUCCGACGCCGAUUUGUUCCGCCAACAGAUCGAGGACACGACGAUCCAUCGACUGCGUAUCAAAUACACUGACGACCUCAAGAAGAUGUACGAAAAAUACGCCGUCGAGGACCCCAAGCAUAAGAACAAGAACGAGCGCGUCACCGCCUUCACCUUCAGUCAGUGUCUACUGGACCGUGGAGUGCUAGACAUGACGCUCACGUCGGACAAAAUCCUGGGCAUCCUCAGCAAAGUCUUGCGGAACAACAAGAGUGCAGCACCAGACACUUCGUCUUCAUCUAAAGGAGGACGGAGAGCAGGAGAAGACGAAGACGUGACGUACCCACAGUUUGAGGAAGCGCUCAUCGCUGUGGCCUGCCACAAAUUCCCGGAUCCCUACGUCUCACUUGAAAGCCGCGUCGAGAAAUUCUUCUCCGUCUACGCUCGAGAGCGAAGAGAAUGA